Messenger RNA from Strongylus vulgaris, 498 nucleotides. The record is from the annotation of a GenBank genome assembly. NCBI's taxonomy places the organism in Eukaryota, Metazoa, Nematoda, Chromadorea, Rhabditida, Strongylidae.
AUUCCACAUUCGUCAACAGCUUCAGUUGCUUCCACCAGCACACCUUCACAUUCUUCUCCUGAAAAUGCAGCAAACUCAGUCCAUGCUCCAGUGCCAACUUUUACAGAUCUGAAGCCUAUCUCCCCAAAGAGCGAUUCAUCGGCCUUAUCCAAUGCCUUAGCCCAAGCGUCUGAAGUUUUGGCUAAUGUUGGACCUGGAACAGAACUACCAACAACUUUCACUGCAGCUGCACCUCAACCUACUUACCAACCUGUGACUGCGCCAACGGCAGAUACUGUAGUAGUGCCUCUUGCUCCUAAGCCGAUCUAUCCGAAUGUUCCGGCAGCUGUUCAAAGUAGCAGUCAUCCAGUGAUCGCUCAUGACGCACGAUUUUCGAGCUAUGCAGAAUUCGAUGAAGCUUUUGAAGCAUGGAAGCGAGAAUGUCUUCACCCAUUCCGUGUUGCCUCAUCAGAAACCCUUCGAGAGCCGGAUGGAACCGUAAACCAUCGCUUCAAAUAC